CAUCACGCUCCCAGACCCCAAUUGCUUCCUUCCAGAAUUGACCAACUUAACUUCCCCAUAACCCUCUAUUUCUUUUAAUUAUUCGUUCUCACAAGAAUUAUUCGUUCUCACAAGAUACCCCGACAGCCACCAUGGCUGCUCCUGAAAUCCCCAAUCUGCUCUCCAUGCGCGGGAACCGCUCGCGUGGCGCUGGACGUGGUAGAGGGGGGUCCUCCAGCACGAGAGGCGGGGGGCCAGACAGGGACAAAAUGAUCCGCGAGACCGAUACUGAUGCCAACGGUUCCCGACGUAGUGCAGUGGCAUGUGGUUACCUCGAAGACCCCUACGUCAGCGAGUUUGUCGCCGACUUAGGCACUGAUUCUCCUGCCCUGCGCAUGCCCGUCAUAAACAGAGGGACCUACGUACGCACCAUAGUAAUCGACCGCCUAAUUGAGAACUUUAUCAACGCGCACCCCGAGCAAAACGUCCAGGUCAUCUCCCUCGGCGCCGGCACCGACACGCGCUACUUCCGCUACCUCGACCGUGGCCACAAAGACCAGAUCCUCUACCACGAGCUCGACUUCCCCAUAAUCUCCGCCAACAAACUCGCUUUUAUCAAUCGCUCCGACAAGAUCGGGCCUCCGGGGAGCGAGUUCAACAGCCUGCGCGCGGUGCCGGACCAUGACCCAGAGAAGAAGAUGUGGGGGUACUUCACUGACGUUGAUAAGAACGCGGGGUACCUCUUCCACCCGAUAGACCUGCGAAAUCUGCCGGCGGAGAUUGAUAAUAUCCGCACCGACUUGCCUACGCUGCUUGUUUCGGAGUGCUGUCUCUGCUACCUCGCAGCCGAGCAAGCGGACGCGGUGCUCAACUUCUUCACCUCCCGCAUCCCCACCAUUGGCACCGUGAUCUACGAGCCCACCUCCCCCACCUCCGCAUUCGGCCGCGUCAUGACCUCCAACCUCGCCGCGCGCAACCUCGCCAUGCCCUCCAUCUCCACCUACGACUCUCUUGACGCGCAACUCGAGCGCCUACGGGCAGCAGGUCUAGAUAUGUUCCAAGAGGGCGCGAGUAUCAGCUGGUUGUGGGAUAACUGGAUCGAGGACGCGGAGAAGGUAAGGUUGGGGCAGAUGCAGAUGUUUGAUGAGGAGGAGGAGUGGCAGUUGCUUGGGAGGCAUUAUUUGGUUGUUUGGGGGGCGAGGGAGCAGAGGGAGACGGAGGGGGCGUUUGGGGGGUGGGAUUUUUUGGAGGGGGAGGAAGAGAGGAGGAUUAGGGAGACGGGGGAGGAGUAG
Messenger RNA from Pseudogymnoascus destructans, 1271 nucleotides. RefSeq names its product carboxy methyl transferase for protein phosphatase 2A (gene PPM1). Gene Ontology annotation, biological process: C-terminal protein methylation. NCBI's taxonomy places the organism in Eukaryota, Fungi, Ascomycota, Leotiomycetes, Thelebolales, Thelebolaceae. The transcript has 2 exons. Bases 132 to 1271 code for a protein of 379 amino acids. The record is from RefSeq and is a predicted model, not a curated record. Gene Ontology annotation, molecular function: protein C-terminal leucine carboxyl O-methyltransferase activity.